Talaromyces atroroseus is the source of this 468-nucleotide messenger RNA. RefSeq lists its product as hypothetical. The record is from RefSeq and is a predicted model, not a curated record. Bases 1 to 468 code for a protein of 155 amino acids. The transcript has 3 exons. NCBI's taxonomy places the organism in Eukaryota, Fungi, Ascomycota, Eurotiomycetes, Eurotiales, Trichocomaceae. Gene Ontology annotation, biological process: protein phosphorylation. Gene Ontology annotation, molecular function: ATP binding; protein kinase activity.
AUGUUUGGUAUCGCCGAUGAUUCUGUUUUCAGUGACUUUGAAAACAACGAGCUUCAUGAUCCCUCCCCCAGAAAGGAGCUAGAUGGAAGAACAGUCUACGUGUCACGGGAACUCAGAAUGCUGAACUGGCUGGAUGCGCCAGUUCUAUGUGACUUUGGGUCAGCAGUCUUUGGUGACGAAGAGCAUUCAGAAGACGUUCAACCUGAUAUGUAUCGAUCACCAGAGGUGAUUUUGGAAAUUCCAUGGACGUAUAGUGCUGAUAUAUGGAAUGUGGGAUGCAUGAUUUGGAACCUCUACGAAGGCGGGUCUAUAUUUAGCGGCAAGGACCCGGAAUUUCAGACCUAUCGGAGCCGAGCCCACCUAGCCGAAAUGAUACGCCUGCUCGGCCCACAACCGCCUGGCCUUCUUGAACGGAGGAAAUUGACUCGAAGGAUUUUCUCGGCAGAAGGAGAGCAGCAAUCUCUGUGA